This is a messenger RNA of Tetrapisispora phaffii CBS 4417, 837 nucleotides long. It is a transcript of the gene TYW3, whose product is annotated as tRNA methyltransferase TYW3. Gene Ontology annotation, cellular component: cytoplasm. Gene Ontology annotation, molecular function: tRNA methyltransferase activity. The coding region runs from base 1 to 837 and encodes 278 amino acids. The transcript has a single exon. NCBI's taxonomy places the organism in Eukaryota, Fungi, Ascomycota, Saccharomycetes, Saccharomycetales, Saccharomycetaceae. The record is from RefSeq and is a predicted model, not a curated record. Gene Ontology annotation, biological process: tRNA methylation.
AUGAGCAAACAGAACGCUUUUGAUCAAAAGAAACAGGCCAUUUUAAAGGAGAUCAAUUCUCUACAGCCAGAUUUAUCACCUAAGGGUACUAUCGAUGAAUUAUGUUUGCCUAUCAUGCGCCUCAUUAACUCACAUAUAGAUAUGGUAACCACAUCUUCAUGCUCAGGUAGAUUAAGUGUCUUUGCAGAAGGUACUAAAAUGAUCAAAGGUGUUACCAAAGUGGGUGGUAAAGGUGAAGGUGGUAGAUGGUUAUAUGUUAGUCAUGACUAUAACAAGAUAAGUAACUGGUUCCUCGAAGCUAAGAAAGAAAACCAGUUCAGAGUUGAGAGUUCGAUUGAUAUUAGUAGUCGGCUAGAUGGUAACAACAGAUAUAUACUAUACAAAUACGAGCCUUUUAUUUUACAUGUAAAGUGUAGAGACUUUGCUAUGGCUUCCAAGUUAUAUAAUGUAGCAAUGUCCUGUGGCUUCAGAGAAAGUGGGAUAGGUUCCAAUUUUUUAGUUGGCAUUAGAAUAAACAUUAAAUUGGACGUGCCAAUUGGAUAUGUAGAUGAAGUUAAAGGUGAUAAUGUUUUAUUCGUAGAUCCAAAAUAUAUUGAGUUGUUAGAUCUUUUAACAUUAACUAAAUUCGAGGAAAAUGUUAAAAAAAUGCAGGAUUUAUAUAAUAAAAUAGAAGAAGAAAUUAUUAACGAGGUUAAAGAUAUUUUAAUAGAGCGUAAACUGACUAAAGAUGAAAUAAGAGAGAAGAAAAUAAACGAAGGUUUAGCAAGACAAAGAAAAAUUCAGGAAGAAAGACUGAAUUCACUUUCCUCAGAAACUGAAAAAAUUUCUAUAAAAUAG